UACGGCGCAACGCGACCAGUCUAGAACGUGUCUCGUAACGGUGCUCCGUUCUCGUCCACCAUUUUAAAACGAUUCGCAUUUUUUUCAAGUGCAUACCUCGUGCCAACGUUCUUUCCUUUUUUUUCGUCUUCUUCUUCAUCUUCUUUGUGUGCUUCAUUUCAACUAAUCGAUAAAGAAAACUACUUGAAGAAAAGGAGAAUAGAAAUACAUAAUAUAUAUAUAUUUAUAUAUAUAUAUAUAUAUAUACAUACAUACAUACACACAACACACACACACAUCACACUCACGUAUAUAUAUAUAUAUAUAUAUUUAUACGUAUCAGAGAGAAAAAAAUCUUUCGUUCAAAGAACAGAGACAAGAGAAGAAAGAGAACGACGACAUAUGCGCUCGAGCGCGAGAAAGACGAAGACGGUUGGGGAACGAACAGGCGUAUAUAAAAAACGAUAUAACGCGACGAUAAUCGUCGUCGAUCUUUUAGGCUCCUGAAGUCAUGAAGUAAAAGAAAGAAAACAAAGAGAAAAAAAAAAAACACAAAAAAAGAACCAAAGGGGACGACUACCAAGUAUUUCCUUCCUCUUCUCGAGGAGAGACGAGAAAAAGACACGCCGGCCAAGAGGCGCGGCGACGAACUCGGCUCGAAGCGACCGAACUCAGUCCUCAGUGUAGGCUAGUCGGCUCGCUCACGGUGCUAGUGCUUUAAAGGUGCGCGCGAGGGGUUGCAGGUGUUCAUUCAAGAACGUUUCUCUCACUCCCACUCUUUAUUUCCCCUUCCUUCUCUUUUCGACUAACCUAAUCUUUCUUUCUGUUUUUCUUUUUUUUUUCUUUUUUUUUUUUGGUCUUUUUCACAUCUUUCUUUGCUUCUUUUUAUCCCAUUUUCCCUCUCUCUUUCUCUCUUCCUUCGAUCUCUAUCCAUCGUUAAUGAUACAACAUAACCUCACUUUCUUUCUUUCUUUCUUACUUCCUUUCUUUUUUCUUUCUUUCUUAUAUAUCAUUGCUUACAAUUAGUUUGAAAGUUUGUUAGAAUUGUCACGUUUUAAAGGCGUCCGUGUUACUUUGUUUUUUUUAGGCUUACGCUCCUUGCACCUAAAGAAACACAAAAGUAAUAACCAACAAGAACGAGAAGAACAACGACGACGAAAAGAGAAUCUUGUGAAAUUUUCUUCCUCUUCUUCUUCUUCUUCUUCUUCUUUUUCUUCUUCUAAUUAUUCUUAACCUGUUUAUUUUUUUUCUGCUUUUUCUACUUCUCUUAUAUAUAUAUAUUUUUUCUUUUUCUUCUUUAUUAUCAUCUUCUUUUUCAACGUUAUCGAGUUUAAAAAUUUUCGACUGAUCAAAUACGAAUAAUUUGUUAUACGGUGAAAGAACUUUGAUCCUACUGUGAUAUAAUAAUAAUAUUAUUAUUAAUAAUAAUAAUAAUAGUAUAGUUCAAAGAGAAAGAAAUAAAUAAAUAAAAAAGGGAGAGUGGUAAUACGCACACAUACAUAUAUACGUACAUAUACAUACGCGCCAUAACGCCGUCGAAAAACGCACUCGCCGGCGGCGAUAUAUAACAAACAUGGCGGUGAACAUGUGCGCGCGAAAUUGCACCGAGGACACAACCGGAUUCUUUUUCGAGAUGAUCUACGACGAUAUUUCGUUACCUUGGAACGAAUAUUCCUAUUAUGUCACUUACAAUCCUUGGUUCUUCUCAAUACUUGGCAGUACUAUGGUUGGUCUUGCUGGUGUAUUACCACUUUUGGUUAUCCCCAUUGAAGAAGGCGCCGAUCUCAAGAAUGGAGCUAGCGCAGGAACAUUGAAAAUGCUUUUAAGCUUUGCCGUUGGUGGUCUUUUGGGCGACGUUUUUUUACAUCUUUUACCAGAAGCAUGGGAAAACGAUUCGUUGAAACGAGCUGAAAAUUCGAAUUCUCCAUCUAUGCCCUGUGGUCUUUGGGUUCUCACUGGAUUUUUGGUUUUUGUCAUCGUUGAAAAAAUUUUUGCUUUCGAUUAUGAUCCAGAGGAACAACAAACAGAUGAUAACAAGGAACCAUCUGAGAAUAUUACAAAAAAUCUUGAAACCGAAAAAGAAGAAAUGGAGAACAAUAAUUGUAUUAAUUUGAUUGGGAUUAAACAAAAGAAUGGCUAUAAUCAACGUUGUACGGAUAAUGAACUUUUGGAGGUGGAACCCUUUCUGGAAAAAAAACCAAUGAAGAACGGUUACAUGGAGAUGAGUAAUGGUGUGAAGAAAUCAAAAAAGAAUGGUUACUUAAAAUCGGAGUAUACGAAUGGCAUCGUUCUGUCUGAUAAUAUGUCAGUUGAUGAAGUCAGCAAUUGUUUGAACAGACUUACGAAGAACAAUGGUCUUUCAUCGUCGUCAUCUUCAUUAUUGAAUGGAUGUAUCAUUGACAGAAAACGAGUAUCGUCUAAUACAAAGGAAAAAAUCACUCGGAAAACUGUUGAUACUGUUGUCCAAAAAACUAGGCCAAAGCACAUAGCAGGAUAUCUGAAUCUUAUGGCAAAUUGUAUUGACAAUUUUACUCAUGGAUUGGCUGUAGGAGGUUCUUUCCUCAUGUCCUUUCGAUUAGGCGCUCUAACUACGUUUGCCAUUUUGAUUCAUGAGAUUCCACAUGAAGUUGGUGACUUCGCUAUUUUACUUCGCAGUGGAUUUAGCAGAUGGGAUGCUGCGAGGGCACAACUUUUGACUGCAACCGGUGGCAUUUUUGGAUCUUUGGCCGCUAUUAUUUUUUCUGGCGGCGAAGUUGCGGCAAGGACAAGUUGGAUUUUACCAUUUACUGCAGGUGGUUUCCUUCAUAUCGGCUUAGUUACAAUUUUACCAGAACUGCUUAAAGAAUCUAGUCCAAAGGAAUCUUUAAAGCAACUCGCUGCUUUGUUAUUUGGUAUUACAUUAAUGGCGAUUUUAACAAUUCUUUGCGACUAAAAGAUAUAUAUUUCAUUCAAGGAAGGAAUUAAUUUGAACAAAUUUAUGUAGAGCACUAAAAUCUGUUGAUCAUUUUAUGAUGGUACUUUUCUGAAGUACAAUUUCUGUAAGAACAUACUCUCAUUAAAUAAUAUAUAUGUGUGUGUAUAUAUAUAUAUAUAUGUGUGUGUAUGUAUGUAUGUAUGUAUGUAGUAUAUAUGUAUAUAUAUAUAUAUAUAUUAUAUAUAUAUAUAUAUAUAUAUAUAUAUAUACACGAAUAUAUAUUAUAAAUGCCUAUCCCAAGAGAAAGAUAAUAUGUUGCCAUAAAGUUACAUAAUUUUAUUGCUCUAUUAAGAUAAAAUUUCAUCAAAGAAAGAUGAAUAAUCAACUGGGAAUUAAUUUAACGACUGACCAUACUCUUGUAUAUGGAUACAUUAUUACACGCUCCAACACAUAAAUUGUAUCUUACAAAGUUAUAGGAGUCUAUGUAUAUAUAUAUAUAUUAAAAGUAUCCUAAAAUAUUAAAAACAGUUUAAAUAAGCUUGAGGGAAGCACUACUUUUCAGAUUCUGUGAUCCUUUACAAUAAUUAAGAAUGUGUUUACUAUACGAAUCAUUUAAACUAACUAAUGUUAUAGUAUUCUUAUAAUCGAAGGAGAAGAGUGUAAAUUUAUUUUUAUAAUCUCCAAAGUUAAUCACAUUUCUGUAUCUAAAUAAACUUUAAUAUUUUUCCUCUUAUAAACUAAACAACUGAAAUGAAUUAUUUAUAUUGGCAAAUUGAAAUAGAUAAUGUUAUAUAUAGAUUGUGUUGAUCGCAACUACAUUCAAUUGAAUUCUGUAACAUUGUAUCCAAAAUAUUAUAUUAUGAGAUGUGUAACGAAUUGACGAAUGACAUUUCAUGUUAUGAAAAAGGUGAAGGUGUGUAAAUAAUUUUUAAUGCUUCCCCUUCUUUGACAUUGAAAUUAAAAAAGGGCAUUUUAUAAAACUUUAAAUUACAUGAGAUCACAUAUGAUAUAAAUUCUCCGGAUAUAAAAAAGAAAGAAAGUAAUACACAAGUAUAUUAAUCAAUAUACUUACCUGAUUAAAAAUAGAGAGAGAGAAAGGACAUAUGUUUGAGUUCCUAAAAAAAUUCUAUGUGAGUAUAUGUUUUCAAGAAAAACUUAUAGUCUAUUUAAGUGAGAACGAACGAUUGCGUUGAUGUUAUAUGAUGCGAUGGUGGGAAAAUAAAAUUGUAUAAUAAAUAAACGAAUUGAAAAGUUAAUGGAUACAAAAAUUAUAUUAUGUAAAGAAAUGUAAAAUUAAUGAUGUAGAUAUGUACGAUCAUUCGAGAAAUAAAUUUCAAUACGUAAUAUUUUAUAAAAUUAGAUGUAUAUCGCGCGCGCACAUACCCACACGCACACAAUUUCGUUAUCUAUUGAUAGAAAAAGAUUAAUUAAACCGAUAAUAAUCAUUAUCGAAUAAUUUUUAAAUUGGAAUUUUUUAUGAAAUAAUUAUAUAAUUAUCACGUUAUCGUUUGUUACUAAUAAGUAAGCAAAUGAGUAUACACAGUCAAGAUAAUAGGCCUAGUCUUCUCUCAUAAUGCCUAGAAUAUAUAAAUAUCGUUCUCUCUAAACUUACAUAUGUAAACACAAGGAAAAAAAAGAAAAAAAAAAAACAGAAAAAAAAGAUACACAUCAAGAGUUUUUUCAAUGUAAUUAAAUUCAUUUAUAUCCAAACGGUAACUUAAUUAUUUUAUUCAAAACGAUACAUGUGAAUGUAUAUAUUGUUUAUAUAUCUCUUUGUAAUCAUAUGAUCUAAAACAAUCCUUGUACUUAAAAGGUAGAAAACAAGGUAUUCUUUUCAAAAAGAGAAAGACAACAGAAUAAUAAUGGAUGAACAACAAAAAGAAAAAUAGGAAAAAAGAAAAAUAAUUAACAUGGUACAAGAGUGCCUUUCCAAAGCACCUGUAUAUACAAACUCUGUUUUAAAAUAUAUUUCCCACGUAUUAAUAUUUUUUGAAAGUUAUGACUUAUAAUAACGAAUCCAAUUAAUAUAUGUAAUCAUUAAAAUUUGUAAAUAAACUAUAUUAUAUUCUA
This is a messenger RNA of Vespula vulgaris, 4963 nucleotides long. RefSeq names its product zinc transporter ZIP13 homolog (gene Zip99C). Gene Ontology annotation, cellular component: membrane. The transcript is spliced from 5 exons. The record is from RefSeq and is a predicted model, not a curated record. Gene Ontology annotation, biological process: zinc ion transmembrane transport; intracellular zinc ion homeostasis. Gene Ontology annotation, molecular function: zinc ion transmembrane transporter activity. The coding region runs from base 1553 to 2911 and encodes 452 amino acids. Lineage: Eukaryota; Metazoa; Arthropoda; Insecta; Hymenoptera; Vespidae.